Leishmania braziliensis MHOM/BR/75/M2904 is the source of this 1440-nucleotide messenger RNA. RefSeq lists its product as hypothetical. The record is from RefSeq and is a predicted model, not a curated record. Lineage: Eukaryota; Euglenozoa; Kinetoplastea; Trypanosomatida; Trypanosomatidae. The transcript has a single exon. Bases 1 to 1440 code for a protein of 479 amino acids. Gene Ontology annotation, cellular component: cytoplasm.
AUGCCCGGCGUUGCCCUUCACCCCGUUCCCCUCUUUCAGCCCAUCACCGCCACGUCAGAGAAGCGCAUCACAGAGGUUUUAGAGACACUGUGGGCCCAGCACAAGUCCGCUCUGCCGGCGCUCCUUCAGCGCACCGCCGAUCGCGGCACGUCGGACUUGCCCACCUCGCAGAAUGACCUUCGCCUCAUGGCGUACGCCUUCCUCGUCGCACGCAACUGGAAUGUGAAGAAUGCGGUGAACAUGGCGAACGAUGCGUGCCGCUUCUGGGAUAAGUUCCGCUUCGGCGAGCAGUCGCCCUUUCCAUCUGGCUUCUCGAUUCGUGGGUACGACCAAGCAAACGUCGCAGCCUGGACAAAGCUGCCGAUGGGAACAACGACUACACCGCUCUAUAGGUGCAUGAAGACAAUGACACCGCUGGUCCAUGGCGGAUUUCACUACUGGGACCGCCGCGGUCUGCCGGUGGCGUACUGGCUUGUCGGGCGCAUGGAUACGCACUCAGUACUCCGGAAACUGAAGCCGCACGUUGCGGUUGGUACCUCGAUCGAAGACUUCUUCCAGCUCUUCGGAGGCGGCAUUAUCCAGACGGGUUGGGCACUGUGCAACUACCAGGACGCCGUUCUCGCAGCCCACCCGCAACCCGGGAUCGACAUGGGCGCACCUCGACGUAACUUCUGCACCAUUGUUGUGGACUGUAAAGGCCUCAGCUAUAAGAUGAUCGACAGGCAGUUGCUGGAGAAGACGAAGGCGACGCUGCAGCAGAUGACCUGCGUGUUUGCCGACUUUAUCCACCGCGUCAUUGCCGUAAACUGCCCGCCCAUGGUGAAGUUUGCCUACAGCCUCCUGAAGUCUGCCAUGAACGACGGCGUGCAGGCAAAGAUUACAUUUGUGGCGCCCGAGAACACGGCGGCGGCGCUCGACUCUGCCAUUGGUCUGGAGCGCGUGCCGACUUUUCUUGGCGGCCAUUGCAACUGUGAGGGCGGCUGUGUCGCCUCCUAUAACCCGAGCGCCGCCUUCGCGGCCGAGGAGAUUGGCGAUGAAGGCGACGUUGCCACGGAGUACAUCACUGUUGGACCUGGCAAGAAGCACGAGAAAGUGUUCGAGUUGCAGCAGGGUGAGGAGGUGAUUUGGGAGUUCUCGACGACCAAAGGAACGGACGUGCGCUUCUCUGUAAUGUUCUACCCGAAGCAACAGGGCGUGACAGCGCAGUCAAAGAGAGGAAAGGUAAGGGUCCGCAUCGACAAGGGUGUGAAGCGCACAACGACCGAAAACCCGGUAGUGAGGCAGGAGAAGCUGAAGGACGGCGCGGAGAGCUACAUGGCUCCGGAGGACGGCAUUCUUCAGCUUGUCUGGGACAACAGUAAGUCGAUUGUGGGCGACAAGGGCAUUCAGAUGCGUGUCUACAAAUCGGAAGCCAUGGCGGAGUUGCUACCAGACGAAUAA